CGUGAUGAGGGUCAGGGUUACUGGAAGGAUGGUGUCCACCACAUUGGUGCCCGCAACCCCCGCACUGAGCGUGAGUUGUAUGGUGUUGUUGAAGAUGUUGACCGCCAGCACACUGGUAUCAACUUUGAGAAGUACGACGACAUUCCUGUUGAAGCAAGUGGAAACGAUUGCCCUGAGCCUGUGACCCAGUUCACUUCCCCUCCUCUUGAUAGCCAUCUCUUGACCAACAUUGAGUUUGCCCGCUACACCACUCCCACUCCUGUCCAGAAGUACUCCAUCCCAAUUGUUGGAAAUGGCAGAGAUUUGAUGGCAUGUGCCCAGACAGGUUCUGGUAAGACUGGUGGUUUCUUGUUCCCUGUCCUUUCCGAGCUUUUCCUCAAGGGUCCCAUGGAAAUCCCUGCUGAGGAUCCUAGCCGUGGCUACCGUUCCCGCAAGGCUUAUCCUUCGGUUUUGAUCCUUGCCCCUACCCGUGAAUUGGUUUCCCAGAUUUUCGAAGAGGCCAAGAAGUUCGCCUACCGCAGUUGGGUCCGCCCUGCUGUUGCCUAUGGUGGUGCCGAUAUUGGCAGCCAGUUGCGCCAGAUUGAGCGUGGUUGCGAUCUUUUGGUUGCCACCCCCGGUCGUCUUGUUGAUUUGAUUGAGCGUGCACGCAUCUCGCUGGCCAACAUCCGUUACCUCGUUCUUGAUGAGGCUGAUCGUAUGUUGGAUAUGGGUUUCGAACCCCAGAUCAGACGUAUUGUCGAGAAGGAAGACAUGCCCGAUGUCGAGGAGCGUGUCACUCUCAUGUUCUCUGCCACUUUCCCCCGUGACAUCCAGUACCUUGCCCGUGACUUCCUCAAGGACUAUGUCUUCUUGUCCGUCGGUCGUGUUGGAUCUACAUCCGAGAACAUCACUCAGAAGAUCAUGUACGUCGAGGACGAAGAUAAGCGUUCGGCUAUUCUGGAUAUCCUGCACUCUACCGAGGUUCCUGGUCUGACCUUGAUCUUUGUCGAGACCAAGCGUAUGGCUGACACUCUGUCUGAGUUCUUGCUCGACCACAACUUCCCUGCUACCUCUAUCCACGGUGACCGUACCCAGCGUGAGCGUGAGCGUGCUUUGGAUUCUUUCCGUAGUGGCCGUACCCCCGUUAUGGUCGCCACUGCUGUUGCUGCUCGCGGUCUUGAUAUUGCCAAUGUCUCUCACGUCAUUUCUUACGACUUGCCAACCGACAUUGACGACUAUGUACAUCGUAUUGGUCGUACUGGUCGUGCUGGUAACACCGGUUUGGCUACCGCUUUCUUCAACCGCGGCAACAAGAACAUUGUCAACGAUCUUGUCGACAUUCUCAAGGAGGCUAACCAGGAAAUGCCCAGCUUCUUGGAGUCUAUCUCCAGAGAGUCUAGAUCAUUCGGUGGCGGACGUGGUGGACGUGGUGGUAGCCGCGGUGGUCGCGGUGGCAGCUUUGGUGGUAGAGAUUUCCGUAAGCAA
Molecule: messenger RNA, 1464 nt
Organism: Phycomyces blakesleeanus NRRL 1555(-)
Lineage: Eukaryota; Fungi; Mucoromycota; Mucoromycetes; Mucorales; Phycomycetaceae
Exons: 3
Cellular component (GO): nucleus
Molecular function (GO): ATP binding; RNA binding; RNA helicase activity
Source: RefSeq, a predicted model, not a curated record